AUGCCUCCCAUUCACCGUCUCUUUUCAUACUGCCUGAAGAUUACAUCAUCCUCUCUUCCUCACACUACCCUCAUAUGUACUCUCUCCCUCACUUUUUUCCUUCCUCCCCCCCCACCCCUCCCACCUCCACUAUUUCAACUACAGUACGACCACAGUGGACGAACCCCUGUGGUCUCUGCAAAGAUUUGGGGUGCUGCCCCGCAGGUUCGGGCAGACAGGAGAAAAGAUCGAGUCGAGACGACUCCGGAGCAGCUGGCAGCAGCGUCUGCCGAGGCUGAGAGAAUGUCAGUGGCCACUGGCAUGAGGACACGUGUCAUUGGGUGGUACCACUCGCACCCACACAUCACUGUUCACCCGUCCCAUGUCGACGUGCGCACACAGGGCAUGUACCAGAUGCUGGACGAGGGCUUCGUGGGGCUCAUAUUUUCUGCCUUCAACCGCGCCUCCUCGCAUGCCCAGGCGGGUCAGCUACAGGCAGUGGCGUUUCAGUCCGUGUCAGCACGCGACAAGGAGCAGAGGGAGCAGCGGUCACAGCACACCCCGGCACGGGGGCAGUGGGCGCAGCUGGGCACCAAGAGAGAGCACUCGUCACACCCCUCUGUCUCAGACCUCGAGCCUCAGGAGCUGGCAGUGGUGCUGGCUGCUGUGGAUGAUGACGUCCCAUCAUCCGACUUCACAGCAUGGGAGGUGCCAAUAAAGGUGGUUUCUUCAGCCCGAGCCUUCCCCUCCCUGCCCCGUGCACAUGCCGUGGCGCCCCUGACUGGGCUGCAGCGCAUGCUGUUGGUGGAGGAGAAGGAGGCGUAUGAGAAGGCGGUAGAGCAUGCAGGCAGGUGGGUGGUUAUGCCCGCGAUUUCUCCUCUCUGCCUCAAGCUCACCCAGCUGCAGUGGAUGCUGUUAAUGGAGGAGAAGGAGGCGUAUGAGAAGGCGGUAGAGCAUACAGGCAGGCACGUACACAUUGCUCUGUUUCCCUCUGCGCUCCUACACGGCGAGCCCAACCCAUUGGAGCUGAUUCACCGCCACCGCCGCCUACCAGGCUUACCUAUCAUCCUCUCGUUUCCAUCCCCUCUCCUGUCCCCUCUCCCCUCCCCUCUUCCCACCCUCUCCCUUCCCCUCUUCCCACCCUCUCCCCUCCCCUCUUCCCACCCUCUUCCCUCCCCUCUCUCUACUCCAGACACGGCGAGCCUAACCCUCUGGAGUUGA
Molecule: messenger RNA, 1200 nt
Organism: Closterium sp. NIES-65
Lineage: Eukaryota; Viridiplantae; Streptophyta; Zygnematophyceae; Desmidiales; Closteriaceae
Source: the annotation of a GenBank genome assembly